AUGCUGAGGCUGAUGGCCACCGAAGGGCUGAAUCCGAAUAUCAAGGAAGCCGGCUCCGGCAUCACCAGCCUUCACCGUGCAGCCAGUGCAGGGCAGGCUGAGGUUUUGCUGUGGUGCAUUCAAACCAAGGCUGAGAUCGACGGCCGCACACAGCUUGGACGCAGUGCUCUGCACUAUGCCUGCGAGUGUUCGCGUCCGCGAUGCGUGCGACUCUUAUUGGAACAGCAGGCAGACGCAAAUUUGCGCACUUUGAGUUACCUGACUCCUUUGCACCUUGCAUGCCAAGCGAACAGCUUGGAGGCAGUCUCCGCGCUGCUACAAGAUCCCAAGCAGGUGGUCGAUGUGGAUGCGGAGGACACCAAGCGGCGCUCGGGGGAGGCUCUGAGCUCCAAUCAGCAGAUCCACCGCGUGGUGCGGAAAUACCGCGCACAGUUGGAUGAACGAAGGAAGGCGCAACUGGUGGAGCAGUGCCUCCAGCGCCUGUUCAGCUUCUUCGAUGUCAACCAGGAUGGCAUGAUCCACCCCGAGGAGUGGGCUGACAGCAUGACUCUCUUGGCAGAGUUCUUCGAGAAUCAUAGCGAUCGGUCCAUUUCGAACAUGUUCGAAGAGAUCGACAAGGACGAUAGUGGUUACAUUGACUGGCCGGAGUUCAAGGCUUCCUAUGCGGAGCUUCUCCAGGUCAUCAACGUGCCCUUCCGAGAACUCAUGGACACCCUGGCGGAUGUAGAUCGGGCCAUCCUGAAGGAGAAGCUCCGCUUGGAGAGGGAAGAACUGGAGGCCUCCAAGGCCCUCCGAGCCCAGGAAGAGGAAGUGCAGCAGUUCGGCGAGGAGGAGGAAGAGGAGGAAUCUCCUUCUGCGAACAAGGCACCCGCAGUGACAGUCUCGGCAGCUGGGAAGGCAGCCGUGGCGAUGAAGCGCUUUCGAGCUCCCGUGGUCUCGCCCAAGGCGAAGGCCAUGUCCUUGCGCCGUGUUGCGCUGCGGCGCCAUAGUGACCAUCAAGUGGCAGAGACAGCUGAAGAGGCCUUGGCUCUGUUUGCGGCCUCUCUGGAGACUGCGCCGAUGCCCGUGCCAAGCGAGAGCCUACAAAGCAAUCCCAACGAGGUUGACGACGGGAAGGAAAAUGUCCUGCCAACGAUGCCUGAAUUGGCGUUCACAGGUUUGUCCGCUAUGGUAAACGCCGAAGCGGAAGUGUCUGAAAAAACAUGA
Symbiodinium pilosum is the source of this 1206-nucleotide messenger RNA. The record is from the annotation of a GenBank genome assembly. NCBI's taxonomy places the organism in Eukaryota, Dinophyceae, Suessiales, Symbiodiniaceae.